CAUAUGCCACAAUGUAUUUUUUUAUGUCAUCAAGCGGCACAAAAUAAAGAAACCAGAAACCCCCAUUCACAGCUAUAAAUCGACAAUAACACGAUAUUAUCAAUUAAAACGAGCUUCAAAUUACACCUAGCACGCGCCCCUCUGCGCCACCUGCUCAGCAUAACAAGAUGUCAACACGUCGCCAGGCCAUCACGCUGUACCGGAAUUUAUUGCGGGAAUCGGAAAAGCUGCCAGCUUACAACUUUAGAAUGUACGCUGUUCGCAAGAUACGCGACACAUUCCGCGCCAACAAGGCCAUUGGAGACUUUGCUGAAAUCGAUCGUCAAAUGGAGGCGGGCAAACAGAAUCUGGAGCUGUUACGGCGGCAGGUCAUCAUCGGCCACCUAUACAAGGCGGACAAGCUGGUGAUCGAGAAUAAGAAAACACUAAGCCCCUUGGAUGACUGAGAGGACGCCGCCAAGCAGGACUUUCCCCUGCUGUACAAAAGCCUGUUCGCAGAUUAAUAUUUACAACUCGAAAGACUCGUUACACACAAUUCUAGUUGGAUAAAGCUUUUUGCCCCAUUGUUGAUCUUAUGGAUGUCAAGUUAUAUAGGCCUUAUUUUUGAACCACCAGUGAAAGAAUCAUCGCUAUCGUUUGCUAGCAAAAAACACCAAUUUAAUAUUAUGUUUAAAAACAAUAUGAAAUUAUAUAUACAUACAUACAUAUAUAUAUAUUAACGUUAUAAAUAGG
This is a messenger RNA of Drosophila obscura, 732 nucleotides long. It is a transcript of the gene bcn92, whose product is annotated as protein bcn92. The transcript has 3 exons. The record is from RefSeq and is a predicted model, not a curated record. NCBI's taxonomy places the organism in Eukaryota, Metazoa, Arthropoda, Insecta, Diptera, Drosophilidae. Gene Ontology annotation, cellular component: L-cysteine desulfurase complex; mitochondrion. Gene Ontology annotation, biological process: iron-sulfur cluster assembly. The coding region runs from base 168 to 446 and encodes 92 amino acids.